UUGUUAGAACUGAACCAAGAGCAUGGAUUCAGGAUUUCCUUCCUUGACCUACUAAAAGGGAAGACUUUAGAACAAUAUAAUGGCUCCUGAUGAAACUAAAAUCAUGAAACCUGCCCAAAGAGUUGUCAGAAAGAUUAAAGCGGCAACAUUAGUUUCCAGCUUAACGAGAGGUUGGCAGAAAUGGGCAUUAGAGAACUCAACAAAGCAAGCUCAAGAACCUUCAGGUUGGGCUCCAGGUGGAGAUGAAGAUGUUUCUGGAAAUCUCAAAUCAAGCUUGGAAAAGAAAAGAAGCCCUACCAUUGUUAUUGAACCUAACAAAAUAGCCACAAGUCCAUCAGAAGAUAUUGACCAGACACAUAUAAAAACCAAAGCUGUGACCAAAAGUUUUUCAAGCAAAGCUCAAGAAAGAGGAACAGACAUUGGUUCAUUGACUGAGAAGUAUGAAAAAGAGCCCUGCACGCAAAUACAUAGUGACUAUGAUGACUCGAGGGUGGACAAGUUACUGCAAGGUCAAGUAUCUCCAACUAGGAGAAGGAAAUGCUCCAAUCUGGUGUCGCAACUCACUAAAGGCUGGAAGCAAAUGGAAAACGAUGCCGAAGAAUCACAGGAAGCUUCAAGGGUUUUACCAAAACUUUCUGAAUGUCGAAGUGAAAGUCUGGAAACUGAAGACAGUGGCUAUGGAGAAAAUGAGGGAGACACGAAGACAGACUUGGAAAAGAAGCUGGAUCUUACAGAAGAGAACGACGAAGACACGGCCAGGAUUAAACGCUCCUCUUCUUCUCUGAGCAACAAGGCUGUAGGAGAACUUCAGAGCAUCAAUAAAGCCUACAAGAGAUACAGCCCUGUUAAUAACAUCAAAGGGAAAUGGGAGAACUGGUCUGGGGAACAUGUCCUGACCCAGAAGCUGAAUCCUUUCAGUGAUGACUUUGACCAUGAAUUUGCAAUGUCCACACGAUUACAUAAGGGCGAUGAAGGGUACGGACGCCCGAAGGAAGGAACCAAGACUGCUGAGAGGGCCAAGAGGGCAGAGGCACACAUACAUCGGGAGAUGAAAGACCUUUGUUUCGUCAUUUCAACAAUGGCCCGACAGGGCAAAUACGGAAAGGUCCGCGUCACCUUUGGAGAACUGUUUGAUAGAUAUGUACGGAUUUCAGAUAAAGUGGUUGGUAUCCUGCUGCGGGCUAGAAAACAUGGAAUGGUGGAUUUCCCAGGAGAAAUGUUGUGGCAGGGUAGAGAUGACCAUGUGAUAAUAACCUUAUUGUAGCCAGGUUAGGAUUCCAGAGUAUCAUACGUUUUCCAUUAGACGGUUCUAUAUCUCAUUCUCAGACAUUACUAAUCAAGAGGUAGUAGUCUUCAUAAUGGUUGGUGUAACUCAGUCACCCACAGGGCACAAAUUCAUAUCUAUUUCAGAA
Molecule: messenger RNA, 1412 nt
Organism: Bufo bufo (common toad)
Lineage: Eukaryota; Metazoa; Chordata; Amphibia; Anura; Bufonidae
Gene: ABRA
Product: actin binding Rho activating protein
Exons: 2
Coding region: 80-1264 (394 amino acids)
Biological process (GO): positive regulation of Rho protein signal transduction; positive regulation of transcription by RNA polymerase II
Cellular component (GO): sarcomere
Molecular function (GO): actin binding
Source: RefSeq, a predicted model, not a curated record